CCUUUGUCGCAAGUUCAUCGUGAAAAAAAAAAAGAAAGAUGAAAACCUACGAAGCUUGUUGUUGUUGUUGUUGUUGUUGUUGUUCUCAUCACAGGGUCCUUCACGGACACCAUAACACAAUCUUGUCCCAAAAAGGAACAAUUACAAACCCACAAAUUUUUUCCAUAAUCUGAAAAUGGGUCGUCGUCAAAACGACUCAGAUUUCGGUAAAUCAACCCUUUUCAUUCUCUUCUUAAUAGGUACAAUCUCCUGUUCCGCGGUGUACCUUUUCCUUACUGUGGUCUUUGGUUCAAUCCAUGAAUCCAUGCCAUCCAUGCAGGAUGUGACAUUGGUUGAAAAUUUUGAUUUUGAUGAUUUGUUGAGUGAAGAAGAAGGAAAAUGUUGUAAAGGGGUUGAACAUUUGGAACUUUGGGGUGAAGCUGUAAAAUGGGGUGAUAAAUUUAAGGUUAAUUCUUCUGAGGAUUGUUGUAUGGCUUGUAAGAAUAUGUGUGGUGGUAGUGGUGGUGGACGUUGUUUGUGUAAUUCUUGGGUUUGGUGUGGUGAUAGAGAUGCUUGUGGACCUAGAUUUGGCGAGUGUUGGUUAAAACGACAAAAAGAUGCUUUAAACCCUGAACGAGUAGACCCAGGAAAUGAAAAUAUGUGGACUUCUGGAUUUGUCUUUGAUAAGGGCGAGGGGGUUGUUGGUUUGGAAACUGACUAUGGAAUUCUUCGAAUAAAACUUUUGCCAGACUGUGCUCCACAUUCUGUUGCCUACAUUCUUGAACUGUUGGCGUUGCCUCAUUGUAUUGGUUGCCAGAUUUAUCGUGCUGAAAGUCGGGGAAGUUUUUGGGAUGCUCAGGGAAACCAUAUAAAAAAGGCUAAAUUUGGACCUCCUUUUGCUCUAAUUCAAGGAACAUUGGAAUCCCAUGAAUUUAUGUUCAAAGAUAUUCCAAAAGAACAUUGUCCUGCCAUAAAACGAGGGUCUGUGGCAUGGGUUGGUUCUGGUCCAGAGUUCUUCAUCAGUCUUGCUAAUCACAAGGAAUGGAGAGAUCAAUAUACUGUGUUUGGCUAUGUUCUAUCUAAAGAUAUGGAAAUUUUAGAGAAAAUUUCUCAGCUUCCAACUAAAUCAGAUGUUUGGAGUAACAUUGCUGUCUCUAUCUUGGAAAACCCAGUUAUUUUACGGUUUCGAAGAAUACACACAUGAGCCAUGAGGCGCAUAAUCUGUUAGAUUGUUCAUUGUUCCAUUCAUUCUCUCAUAAAUUUCUUUUCCCUUUAUUAAGUGAUCACGGUUUAUCUAUCAAUCAAGGCGAUACAUGAAGGGAUCUCGUCUCAAGUUCCUUCUCUACAUGCUCGAAUGCAUAAAAAGGGAUUCAAAUAAUUUAGGUAUUCUGACGCCAAAAUUAUAGCUGAUUCAGAUUGCAAAACAAUUAGAGUUAGGUAUGCUGCUUCAACUAGUUUUUGAUAGGUAUGUGACUUUGAGGAAUUUUCGUGAUUUGUUUUUCUUUCUUUUCCUUUGAAGAAACUAAUAUAGAUGUAAAAGAAAAAGAAUGCAUAGAGAAAAUGAAAAUAGGCUCUAAAGACACCAGAAGCAUUAGUAGAUUUUUUUUA
Trifolium pratense (red clover) is the source of this 1587-nucleotide messenger RNA. RefSeq lists its product as uncharacterized. The coding region runs from base 176 to 1183 and encodes 335 amino acids. Gene Ontology annotation, biological process: protein peptidyl-prolyl isomerization. The transcript is spliced from 5 exons. NCBI's taxonomy places the organism in Eukaryota, Viridiplantae, Streptophyta, Magnoliopsida, Fabales, Fabaceae. Gene Ontology annotation, molecular function: peptidyl-prolyl cis-trans isomerase activity. The record is from RefSeq and is a predicted model, not a curated record.